AUGACAUUAAUGACCAUUGAAAGAUAUGACUGUGGGCUUCGCUACAGAGUGAGAUUUUGCAUCGCCGAGUGUCUGGGGUUGGCGAAUAAUGCAAGCCGUAAUUCUAAAGAUCGUUGCUACUUCCAUGAAAAAACUGGUGCCGGAAUGGAUGCCUAUGCUGCGUCAUGUCCCGAGUGUCCAACUUUAAAUUUUAACUCUAUAGUUGCAAGAACCAUAAAACAAAUCAACUCAGCUGCAACUGGGACAUUCAAGAAAAUGUGCAACAAAUCCAUGUACUAUGCUCAAAGCAUCCCGGCUGAAAAUGAAGUAGCGAUGUAUGCAUGCAGCACAAUGGUUCGUCCUGGUGGGCCUUGGAUGCCGAAAAGCGCAGAAGAAAUCAAAUGUGUCAUUAGAAAUUUGCCGUCCGAUUUUCACACCUCUGGAUUGUUGCGGUUAACUGCUUUCAAAAACUAUUGCAAGUCAAACUUUGUGUACUGUGGUUUUAAAAGUGCGACAUAUGCGCCACUUCAAAUGGACAUGUUGCCUUGGGUGCCAAAAGACAUAAAUCUUUCAAAAACGGUCUCAAUGAAGAUUGGCGGCACCUGUGUAGCUCUUUUAUUCAAGGUGGAGAAUAAAACGAAAGUUCAUUCUUUGCAACUGAAGGAGGUAGAUUGCCUUGAAAAAUUAGUCAAUCUCUGUGAAUAUGAAGAUUUAUAA
Molecule: messenger RNA, 696 nt
Organism: Neocloeon triangulifer
Lineage: Eukaryota; Metazoa; Arthropoda; Insecta; Ephemeroptera; Baetidae
Exons: 5
Coding region: 1-696 (231 amino acids)
Source: RefSeq, a predicted model, not a curated record